GCCCUUCAAAAAUUUUUUUUUUUCAGGGCCUGUUAUGGUGUUUUGAGAUUUAUCAUGGAGAGUGGUGCCAAGGGAUGUGAAGUUAUCGUAAGUGGAAAGCUUAGGGCACAGCGUGCUAAGUCCAUGAAAUUCAAGGAUGGGUAUAUGAUUUCUUCUGGCCAGCCUGUGAAUGAAUACAUUGAUUCUGCUGUGAGACAUGUUCUUCUGAGACAGGGAGUGCUCGGCAUCAAGGUGAAGAUUAUGCUUGACUGGGAUCCAAAGGGCAAGCAGGGGCCGCCUACUCCUCUGCCUGAUCUGGUUACGAUUCAUCCACCUAAGGAGGAAGAAGAGUAUGGAAGACCAUCCUUGACAAUGCCUACAGAAAUUGAAGCUCCUCCUGCUAUUCUACCCCAAUAAAUAUCAUUAUCUUUAUCUGUUUGUUAGGCUUGAGAAUUGAGUUUAUACAUUAUAUGAGAAAUUGCCACUUAUAUGAAAAACAUUCAGGUAGCUAAUUUAUAAUGCUUAUAUUUUGUC
Dendrobium catenatum is the source of this 513-nucleotide messenger RNA. Its product is annotated as 40S ribosomal protein S3-3-like. The record is from RefSeq and is a predicted model, not a curated record. Gene Ontology annotation, molecular function: structural constituent of ribosome. The transcript has 3 exons. Bases 55 to 396 code for a protein of 113 amino acids. Gene Ontology annotation, cellular component: cytosolic small ribosomal subunit; nucleus. Lineage: Eukaryota; Viridiplantae; Streptophyta; Magnoliopsida; Asparagales; Orchidaceae. Gene Ontology annotation, biological process: translation.